AUGGCUGAAACAAACCAAACUACAAUUUCAGUUGUUGAACCUGAAGGUUUUGUUGAAACUGUGAAUGAAAAUGCUGUGGAUAAUCCAAUUGUCAUCCCAUCUGAAGAUGUCAUUGCUACACCACCAAAUGAUGUUGGUGUUACAGGUAUUCCCAUACUUGCUGCACAAAGAUACAUCGUUGACAUCAAUGGAUUGAUUGAUACAAAAAGCAACCAUUUCACCAUAGUUGUCAAAGUGAUGACACUUUGGGAGGUUCCAGAAGUAUCCAAAAAAAAUAAAGUCAACUCUGUUGAGAUGUGUUUGAUCGAUGCUCAGGGAAGCAAAAUUCAAGCAACCAUUCCCGGAAGAAUUGUGAAAGAUUUUGCAAAUUCUUUCAAAGAAGGUUGUGUUAGACGAUUAUCAAGAUUUGACAGUUGUCUCAAUAUUAGUGAGGGAUUCAGGUGUGCUAAGCACGAAUACAAAAUUGUGUUCAUGUUAAACACAAAUGUUGAAGCUGCAUUUGAUUUUGACAUCCCAGAUCAUGUGUUUGAGUUCACACCAUUGGCAGAAGUUACAAACUUUGUUGCCAACUUUGAUUAUUGUUUUGGCCACAUCAUGGCUUACAGCGAUCCAAUUGUUGAAAAUGGAAAGAAGAGGAUUUCAGUGGAGCUUAAAGAUGAAAGGGCUGACAAGCUAAAGGUUACUUUAUGGGGUGAACAUGCUUAUCAAGUCACUAAAUACAUGUCUAACAAUCCUCCGUCUCCUGUGGUUCUCAUUGUUCAAUAUGUUAAGUGUAAAAAAUACUACUCAAAAGUUUCUGUUACUACUAAUCUUUUUAAUGGGAAGAUAUAUCUUGAUGAUAUGGCAAUACCCGACAUAUCAGAGUACAAAGACAGAAGUAGUGGCAAUGAAAUGAAAGCUGCAAGUAUCCAAAAAAUUUCAAUGCUUUUACACGGUUCUGGAUACACAUCUUAUGAAGAAUUCAUAAAUGGAGCAAAACUUUUGUUAUUGGGUGACAUAGAUGAUCUUGAUGAGGUAGGGUAUGUUGUGAUUUUUGGCAAGAUCACAGGCUUAGCAAAAGAGUAUGAAUGGUCAUACAUUGGUUGCAGAGAUUGCAACAAGAAGGUGGAGGAAAUUGAAAAAGAAAAGGCAGGAAAAGAUUACCCUAAAAUACUAGAUGAGAUUGUUGGCAAGAAAUGUCUGUUCAGGUUGGAUGUCUCUAGAUACAAUAUCAGGAAUAGUAGUAGUGAGAUUUCUGUUGCUAGGCUUACUAUUGAUGCAGAAAUUAUCAAGAAGUACAUUGAUAAUGUUUCUGAAGAUCAUACUGCAGUAUCCUGCACUGGAGAUACAGAGAUAGGGAAUUUGGCCGAUGACAUGGCUGACAGUCCUCCUACAAAAAAUAAAAGUGCAGGAAGUUGCGGUGAAGAGUUUGGUGUAUCUUCCAGAUCCAAAAUUAACUUUGUUUAUCACAGAUCCCUGAAUGUGUUACAGUUAUUUUAUUUUAAUUAUGAUGGAUGUGAAAGGAUCCACCCAGAUGUCAAUACACGAACUGGUAACCGCUAUCUAUUGAGAUUAGAUCAUGCAAAGUGUGUUGAUGUUAAGCGCAAUCAAUGGGAGUUCAUGAUCAUGAAGGAAAAUAAUGAACCAGUAGGUUUUGAAGGCCGGGCGUGGGAGGAGUUUCAUGACUAUUAUUAUAACAGAAUAAAAUGUGUGAAUGUAAUUGUUAUUUACACUGGAAAUUUGUAUUUCCAUUUAAGGCUUUUCAACAAUGAAGGUUACUGCUGCAACCUAUAUAUUGUUGAUUCAGAUACAUCCGAAGGUGAAGUUGACACAGUGGACUAUCUAUGUAGCAACGGUGAUCCUAACACAUUUUCUGCAGUCAUGACUGACACUGUAAUCCACCAUGGCAGAUUGGAGAUACCCUGGCAUAUAGUACGCCGAUUGAAGUUAGAUGACUACACAAAUGCCAUUUUAUACUAUAAUGGAGUUCCAGUAAUUAACAUGCAUCGAGCUGUCACUAACGACAAUCCACAUCAGUUUGUUAUUGAAGGUGAUAUAAAGUACAUGGUGGAUUUGAAGAAAAUAUCUUUAGAAAAUUUCAUAAUGGUAAAUUCUUCUGCAAAAGAAGCAAGAUUGUUCAGGAAAGAUUUAUUAAAAGCAAAAAGGUUGUCGCUUCAGUCACGCAGAAGAAAUAAGCAAACAGUGGUGAUUUCUACAGUUCAAAUCAAUGAUGCUGUCAAUGGUAAGGAUGCAAGAUUUACCAGGAAAUAG
Molecule: messenger RNA, 2250 nt
Organism: Oldenlandia corymbosa var. corymbosa
Lineage: Eukaryota; Viridiplantae; Streptophyta; Magnoliopsida; Gentianales; Rubiaceae
Source: the annotation of a GenBank genome assembly